UUUUUGUAUAAAUAAGAGCUGUCUGAAAGAAAAGAAUUUUUCAGUUUUGAAUACAUGAUUCUAAAUAAUAUAUUAAAAAUUUUAAAAUGCUAAAACUUAUUCUUUGUGUGUUAUUUGUUUUCUUUACUAUAGGAUAUACAGAGGCUAAAAAAGCUGAAGUAACUUGGGGACGUAUUAUGAAAGGAAAAUAUUAUCCAGGUGUAACUGUAAAAACAAAUAAUGGUACAACUGAAAUUACAUGGAAUGAACCCGUUAAUUCGCAAAUAAAUCCUUUAAGAGCUACUUUUUCUAUUAGAUUUACAAAACAAAAGAGAACUAUGUCUGCUGAACUUGACAAUUUGUGUGGAAUUUAUGAACAUACAUCAUUAGAAGAAAGUGUUCAGAUAUUCAUUUUAAAAUUUAUCGCAAAUGCCCAAAAGUGUCCGAUUAGCAAGGGUGCAAAAGCCACAUUUAGUGUACCAUUAACUUAUUCUUAUACAGAAUUAACAAAAGAGAGUUUAUGUGGACCAUAUCGAUCGGAAAUGAAAGUAUUUAGAAAAAAGGAUACAGGAAAUGCACAACCAAUAAUUAUAGGUGCAUUUAAAGGUAUUAUGACAGAUUGUCCAAAAAGGCCAUAACCAAAAAUGAUGUUUAAAUAAAAAUUUAAUUAAAAGUCACUUAAAUCUAAAAUUCUGGUAAAUUGUCUCUAAAAUAAUGAAGCCAGAGAGUGGUUAUUUAUAAUAAUUAUAAUAAAAAAUAAUAAUCCUAUUUGAAUUUCAAAAUGUUGAAUAAAUUAUGAAAAUAAAAAUU
This is a messenger RNA of Leptopilina boulardi, 789 nucleotides long. RefSeq lists its product as uncharacterized. NCBI's taxonomy places the organism in Eukaryota, Metazoa, Arthropoda, Insecta, Hymenoptera, Figitidae. The record is from RefSeq and is a predicted model, not a curated record. Bases 87 to 617 code for a protein of 176 amino acids. The transcript is spliced from 4 exons.